CCCCUGACUCUUCCAGUACGCAUCUCGCACAUUUAAACACCUGUGAUAAAAGUUAGUCCGGACUGUCUGUUGAGAGCACCAGUUUAAUUAGUUAUGGGCGACUCUGGUAAAACACCUGUUAAGGGCGCUGAAGGAGUGAGGAAAGAUUUAAGAGCAAGAGAAGGGGCUUCUUUUGCUCCGUGCGCAGGUGAAGACUGGGGCUCUUGCUUGAAGAGGAUGCGGAGCGUCAGCUGCAUCCCGUCUGAGUAUCGGAAUGAGCUGGUACAACUUUUGAAACUAGCGGGACCAGUGGUCAUUUCCCAGACCAUGACCACUUUCAUCGGUUUUGUCAGCAUUGUGUUCUGUGGUCAUCUGGGAAAAACAGAACUAGCUGGAGUAGCAUUAGCCACUGUGGUGGUUAACUGCACUUGUUUUUGCACUGGCUUUGGUCUGGCUUUAACUUGUGAUACUCUCAUAUCUCAGACCUAUGGGAGCGGUAACUUGAAGCGUGUGGGUGUGAUUCUCCAGAGGGGGAUUCUGAUUCUACUGCUGGCCUGUUUCCCCUGCUGGGCUGUCCUCAUCAACACUGAACCCAUCCUACUUGCUAUCAAACAGAGCCCAGAGGUCGCCAGUCUCUCUCAGCUGUAUGUGAAGAUCUUAAUGCCCGCUGUGCCGGCCUCUUUUAUGUACCAUCUACAAAUGAAGUAUCUUCAGAAUCAGCAAAUCAUAUGGCCUCAAGUGAUAACUGGAGCGAUAGGAAAUGUUUUCAACAUAAUCAUCAACUACAUCUUUCUCUAUCAUAUGGAUCUUGGUGUUGCUGGAUCUGCAGCAGCAGGUGCCAUCUCUCAGUAUUUGCUGGCUGUGACCUUAUACAUUUACAUUUGCUGGAGGGGUCUGCACAAGUCCACAUGGGGAGGUUGGUCACUUGACUGUCUGCAGGAGUGGGGACCCUUUGUCCAGCUGGCCAUUCCCAGUAUGUUCAUGUUUUGUCUGGAGUGCUGGAUGAUAGAGCUGGGAGGACUCCUUGCUGGUCUGAUUAGUGAGGCUGAGCUAGGAGCUCAGUCGAUAAUUUUUCAGCUCUGUAUUUUAACAUACAUGCACCCUGCAGGAUUCGCUGCUGCUGCCAGUGUCCGGAUUGGGAAUGCUCUUGGUGCAGGAAACAGAGAGCAGGCCAAACUAUCAUGCAAAGUCCCCAUCACCUGUGCAUUCAUAAUUUCAUGUUUUGUUGGAGCUAGUUUGAUCUUCACCAGAAAUGUCAUUGGACACAUUUUCACCUCAGAGCAAGAAAUCUUGGAGAGGGUUCCUAACGUCGUGUUGAUAUAUGGUUUCAUGCAUGUUGUUGAUUCCGUUGCGUGUGUGAGUGGAGGUGUUCUCAGAGGAGCAGGGAAACAGUUGAUUGGUGUUCUGUGUAACCUAGCAGGACAAUACUUCAUCGGCCUCACCAUCGGUGUGUCACUGAUGUUCCCAGUGAAAAUGGGCAUUGUAGGGCUGUGGACAGGAUUUACCAUUGGUGCGCUAAUGCAGGCAAUUUUCUUUGUCACAUAUAUAUACAAGCUUGAUUGGGAAAAGGCUGCUGAAGAGGCAAUGGUGAGAGCAGGAAUCCAGGUCAUAGAAAAAAAAGAGGCAGGAAAUGCAGACUCAAAUCUCAACAAGGCCCAGGUCAAUACUCCUGCAUCCAGAUGUGAGAGUGCUAAGGAAAACCACACAUCCAUGGACGUGCAUAUUCCAGCCCAGAUUAAAUCCACUACCACCACAGUGGGAGAUGUUCUUACGGUAACACAGCUGGUUUUACGGCGUGGACUGACAUUUCUGUUCAUGGUCAUCAUCCUUGUUGCUGGAAUCUUCCUCAGCAACUUGCUUGUCAGGCUACUGAAAUGAGUCCUCUAAUCCCA
Messenger RNA from Monopterus albus (swamp eel), 1871 nucleotides. Its product is annotated as multidrug and toxin extrusion protein 1. The record is from RefSeq and is a predicted model, not a curated record. Gene Ontology annotation, biological process: xenobiotic detoxification by transmembrane export across the plasma membrane. Gene Ontology annotation, cellular component: membrane. NCBI's taxonomy places the organism in Eukaryota, Metazoa, Chordata, Actinopteri, Synbranchiformes, Synbranchidae. The transcript is spliced from 16 exons. Gene Ontology annotation, molecular function: xenobiotic transmembrane transporter activity; antiporter activity. Bases 94 to 1857 code for a protein of 587 amino acids.